Molecule: messenger RNA, 2893 nt
Organism: Monopterus albus (swamp eel)
Lineage: Eukaryota; Metazoa; Chordata; Actinopteri; Synbranchiformes; Synbranchidae
Gene: zeb1b
Product: zinc finger E-box binding homeobox 1b
Exons: 8
Coding region: 91-2676 (861 amino acids)
Biological process (GO): anatomical structure development; regulation of transcription by RNA polymerase II
Molecular function (GO): RNA polymerase II cis-regulatory region sequence-specific DNA binding; DNA-binding transcription factor activity, RNA polymerase II-specific
Source: RefSeq, a predicted model, not a curated record
GUGCGGAGAAGGGGAGGGAGGAGGAGGAGGGGGAGAGGGGGUGAGAGAGGAGGUGACUCUCCGGUAGCAUUUAGACUCAACGAAGGGAUCAUGGCGGAUGGCCCCAGGUGUAAGCGUAGAAAGCAGGCGAACCCGAGGAGGAACAACGUGACGAACUAUAACAAUGUGGUGGAGGCCAUCUCAGACUCAGAUGACGAGGACAAGCUGCACAUUGCGGAGGAGGAAGGCAGCCUGGUGGAUGUGGCUGACUGUGACAGCACCCUGCCAGAUGAAGAGCACCCCAGCGAGCACCCCAGUUGGGACCGAGUGAAGGAGGAUUGUGGGUCUGAUGAUGAGGAUGACAUGAGCACAGAUGCCCUGGUGGAGGAGAUGCUCCAGCAAGGAGACACAGCUGUCAUCUACCCAGAGGCCCCAGAGGACGAGUCACACCGACAGGACAACCCUAACGCUAGAGUCCAUGACGAGAAUGGUACUCCUGAUUCAUUCUCUCAGCUACUGACCUGCCCAUACUGCGCACGUGGUUACAAGCGUUAUAGCUCCCUGAAGGACCACAUCAAGUACCGGCAUGAGCAGACCGAAGAGAGCUUCAGCUGUCCUGAGUGCAGCUACAGCUUUGCAUACCGUGCUCAACUGGAAAGGCAUAUGACAGUCCACAAGGGUGGACGGGAUCAGAGACACACCACACAGUUGGGAGGCAAUCGUAAAUUCAAGUGCACUGAAUGUGGCAAAGCAUUUAAAUACAAGCACCAUCUGAAGGAGCAUCUACGCAUCCACAGCGGAGAGAAACCCUAUGAGUGCUCCAACUGCAAGAAGCGGUUCUCCCACUCAGGCUCAUACAGCUCUCACAUCAGCAGUAAGAAGUGUAUCAGUGUCAUCUCAGUUAAUGGCAAACCACACUUGGGGAACACUAAAACCCAGGGUUCAUCACCAGUACUGCCCACACGACCUUUAGUCCUUCACACCGUGAUUAGGGAGAACCUGGAGCAUGUCAAGCCCCUGCAGGAGCAGCUGCCCCUUAACCAGAUCAAGACUGAGCCUGUGGACUAUGAGCACAAGCCAACUGUGAUAACAUCCCCAACUGCGACUGCAGUUAAUGGUGGGGUUUUCAGCGGAGGUGCUGCAGCUCCUUUGCAGGGUACAGUGCAGGCUGUGGUCCUGCCCACUGUUGGGCUGGUGUCACCCAUCAGCAUCAACCUGGCAGACCUGCAGAACGCUCUCAAAGUGGCAGUGGAUGGUAACGUCAUUCGACAGGUGCUGGAAAACAAUGCCAAAGGCCAGGUUCUCAACUCAGGAUUAACCAGUGGAACCCCCCCACAGCAGCAACUCAUUUCAGCCAUCAGUCUGCCAAUCAUGAGUCAGGAUGGAAAUGCAAAAAUCAUUAUAAACUACAGUUUAGGACCCAGUCAGAGCCAGCUCAUAUCCCAAAAACUUAAGAAAGAGCUUGAGCCAGACUCACAAACUCAGACCACUACUGACACAUUCAAGUCCCUGAGACUCCCAGAAGAAUGUAUGAUUAAAAGUACCAGGCCCAAUGAGACUAAAGAGAAAGAGGAAAAAACCACUAAGACUUGUCUCUUGUGUGAUAACUGUCCUGGUGAACUGGAAGCAUUACAUGCCCUCAAGCACUGCAAGAAGAAUUGCCUUAAGUUAAACGAAGCAGGCCUGGAUAAGUCUGAGUCUGCGUUUGCUGCCCUGCUGUCAGAGGGAGGACUCUGCAACCAGCCCACCAACCUCUUGUCUCUGUUUAAGGCCUACUUUGCCUUAAAUGCAGAGCCAACAAAGGAUGAGCUGGCCAAGAUCUCUGAUUCAGUCAGUCUGCCAAUCCAAGUGGUUAAGACGUGGUUUGAAAAAAUGCAGGAGGGUCAGAUAUCACUGGGUGCCCCAACACCGCCCUCAGAGGAAGAGGACAUCUCUGAUGCUGCCAGUGUUGUGUCUCUGGCUCCAGGGAUGGACACAGCCACUAUGAGCCCUUCUGUGGCCCAGGACGGCCCUACAGAAGCCACCCUAGUAGAAGUCAACGGUGCUUACAGUUUGCCAGACUCGUUUUUGCCACUAAACCUGACAGUUGCCAGUCCUGUCCCAGUCCAGCCCCCCCAAAGCACUGACGGACCCCUAGACCUAUCACUACCAAAGCUCACCAGAGAAGAAGCAGAGAGAGUGGUGACUAAAGCUUGUGUUUACCCCUCCCCUUUCUCUGGUUCUAACCAUGAAGAUGAACCCCUGAACUUAAGUUGCACAAAAAAAGAGGCAUCACCACUCUCAGACAUGGGCUCCAACCAUUUUGCACUGUAUGCCAGCCAGCCAUGUGCCAAACCCCUCGACAUUGUGACUACAAUGCAAUGCCUGAGGACACUAGCUACAAGCAACAAACAGACUAUUCUGAUCCCCCAGCUGGCUUACACCUAUACCACUACAAUAAACAGCACCGUGGGGACCGAGAUGCACAGACCCAUCCGCCUCGACGGAUUGAAGGAGGAAAAACAGGACACAGGCUCAGGGAGAUUGUCUACAAUGGAGGAGCAGAAUGACUCAGACUCAGGUCCUCCGAGGAAGAAGAUGAAAAAGACGGACAGCGGCAUGUAUUCCUGUGACCUGUGUGAAAAGAUCUUCCAGAAGAGCAGCUCUUUGCUGAGACACAAAUACGAACACACAGCAGGUAUUACUCAACAUGCAUAGAAGAGGUCUGAGAAUUUCUUUCCACCAAAUCCCCACCUCUGCAUGGCCAGCUUCUCAUGUGGAGCACCAAAUGUUGCAAGAGGCGAGCUCUCAUAGUGAUUACUCUUAGAUGAUGAUAGCCAAUCUCAGGUCAGUGCUCUCAGUGGCAUUUUAGCUUUUUAUUACACUGAUAUCCGGCUUGCCGUCCCUGGUAGGCUAGUGGUUAAGGCGCAGCGCU